AUGCUGAGUGCCACCAACAACUGGUCCGAGGACAACGUGCUGGGCAAGGGUGGCUUUGGCGUUGUCUACAAAGGCCGCUCGCCACAGGGCCAGCUGUGGGCCAUCAAGCGAUCCACCAUCAUGACCAACGACUUUGAAACGGAGGUACGAGCCAUGGCGUCUCUCCACCACACACACCUUGUGUGCCUGCUGGGCUUUUGCCUGGACCAGAACAUGGAGACGGCCAAGCAGAAGUUGCGCCUUGCACAGGGAGCAGCAGAGGGCCUGGCAUACCUGCAUAGGUUUGACACUCCCAUCGUUCACCGCGACAUUAAGCCAGCGAACAUCCUUGUGACUGCCGACAUGCAAGCCAAGGUGGCUGACUUUGGGCUGCUCAAGCGCCUCACUCACGCUGAUGCUGAUGCCACUCGGGUGGCCAGCACUCCGGGCUAUGUGGAUCCGGACUACAACCGCACAAACCUCAUCACGGCCAAGAGUGAUGUGUUCAGAGGGGCUGAGGGACAGCAAGAUGUCGGCGGCAAGGAGGCGAUAGUGGACUUUGCAGACCUGGCUCUGGACUACAUCAAGUCUCCCGGCACACGACGACCCACCAUGAAGGAUGUGGCAUACCGCCUCAGUGCCCUCAUUGCCAAGCACUGCCCCGACAAGGAGGACGAGUGGGAGAGUGGUGCGAAGGAAGAGAGUCCAAGCAGCGACGGUAUGUCUUCAAGGGAUGUUUCUGUUGUUUCUUCAAGGGAGCGUGAGAGGUCUGAUGGCUCACAGUCUGGUGUGAGCUCAUUCAUGCACAUUGGCUCGAUAGGUGAUGGCUUCAGGGGUUGGCUGCAUUUGAAGCCAGCCAAAGGGCGUUAA
Closterium sp. NIES-65 is the source of this 849-nucleotide messenger RNA. Lineage: Eukaryota; Viridiplantae; Streptophyta; Zygnematophyceae; Desmidiales; Closteriaceae. The record is from the annotation of a GenBank genome assembly.